This is a messenger RNA of Asparagus officinalis (garden asparagus), 1301 nucleotides long. Its product is annotated as protein TRIGALACTOSYLDIACYLGLYCEROL 3, chloroplastic. The record is from RefSeq and is a predicted model, not a curated record. Gene Ontology annotation, molecular function: ATP hydrolysis activity; ATP binding. The transcript has 10 exons. NCBI's taxonomy places the organism in Eukaryota, Viridiplantae, Streptophyta, Magnoliopsida, Asparagales, Asparagaceae. The coding region runs from base 42 to 896 and encodes 284 amino acids.
GUACUGCGCCGCCGAGAAGUUGGGGGGAUCAGCAGUCGAGAAUGGAUGAGAACAGUAAUUCACAUAUGCCUAAGAAUUUGGGAGCGGCACGGGAGGCCAAGGAUGAAUCUGAUGUUCUUAUUGAGUGCCGAAAUGUACGCAAAUCUUUUGGAGAGAAGCAAAUUCUGAAAGGUGUGAGCUUUAAGAUUAGACAUGGGGAAGCUGUUGGAAUAAUUGGACCAUCAGGAACGGGCAAAUCGACAAUUUUGAAGAUUAUGGCAGGGCUUUUAGCUCCUGAUGAGGGUGAAGUUCUUAUUUGUGGAAGAGAGAGGCAUGGUUUGGUUGAUGAUGAAGAGAUAUCAGGUCUCCGUAUUGGCUUGGUAUUUCAAAGUGCAGCACUUUUUGAUUCCCUUACUGUUCGUGAAAAUGUUGGUUUUCUAUUAUAUGAAAACUCCAAGAUGGCAAAGGAUCAAAUAGCCAAACUCGUCACAGAAACUCUGGCAGCUGUAGGGUUGAAGGAUGUUGAAGAUCGUUUGCCUUCGGAAUUGUCUGGUGGCAUGAAAAAACGUGUAGCGUUAGCUCGAUCUAUUAUCUUUGAUAACACAAAGGAGGCAAUUGAACCAGAGGUCCUUUUGUAUGACGAACCUACUGCAGGACUUGAUCCCAUUGCAUCCACUGUUGUCGAAGAUCUCAUCCGCUCUGUGUAUAUAAAAGGAGACGAUUCCCCAGGAAACAUCACAUCAUAUGUGGUGGUCACUCAUCAACAUAGCACCAUUAGAAGAGCUGUGGACAGGUUGUUGUUCCUACACGAGGGAAAGAUUGUUUGGGAAGGAAUGACCCAUGAAUUUGCAACUUCGACAAAUCCAAUAGUUAGACAGUUUGCAUCAGGUAGCUUGGAUGGGCCAAUCAGAUACUGAAAGUAUAGUGGCAAUGUCUUGCAUUCUGCCAAGUUUUUGUAUGAAAGGCCCGAUAUUAUGAAAUCAAUUCUUAGCUAAGGAGGUAAAAUUAUAAUUUGGAUUAUUUCCCCCCUUGUUAGCUCGAAGUGUGAAUUCAAGUAGUGAACAAAUUGAAGGAAAUAACAUUGAUUUCUCAAAAAGAGAGGUUGAAGUUAAGCCCUAUUGUUUUUGUUCGUCUGAUUAUUUACUUGCAUUAUUCCCUAUAUUGUAUAACUAGGUUGAAGUGUUCUCUGAGGCUCAACUAAGUCUCUGCCUAUACAUUUUCUUGUACGCAAAGGUUUAAUAUUAAUAGAAGUAACCAUCACAAAAGCCGUCUUGUAAUUACAGUAAACCUAUGUUAAUAACUUCAUUUUGUGAUUUAUUUUA